AUAACAUCUAUGACCUUUAGUUGCACCGGUUCAUGAACGGUACAAACACAAGCGCUUACUUUUCGUAACCUAGUUCGAUAGUGAUAAACGUUGUUUAUUAAUCCCGCAAAAUAUUAGAUAGUAACGACGAUAAACAAAAAGUAAUAAUGUCUUCCCUAAGCGCAAAAAUUGGCCCAUCGAUUCUGAACGCAGAUUUGUCGCAACUGCACGAGGAAUCGCAAAAGCUAUUGGAUAAUGGGGCCGACUAUCUCCACCUGGACGUGAUGGACGGAAUGUUUGUGCCGAACCUAACCUUCGGACACCCGGUUGUUAAAUGUCUCCGGAACAAAAUCAAGGAUGCCUUCUUCGAAACCCACAUGAUGGUACAAGCUCCACAGCAGUGGGUUGAACCGAUGGCCGAUGCUGGCGUGAAUCAGUACACAUUCCACAUUGAACCCGUGAUGGAUAGUGUGGUGGAUAUUUGCCGCAAAGUACAGGAAGCCGGUAUGAAGGUGGGUCUGGCCAUCAAACCCGGAACACCGGUAGAAAUGGUGAAGGAGUUUAUCACUCUGGCCGAUAUGGUACUGAUUAUGACAGUUGAACCAGGCUUCGGAGGGCAAAAGUUUAUGACCGACAUGAUGUCCAAGGUACAGUGGCUUCGGGAAAACUAUCCGAAUUUGGACAUCGAAGUGGACGGUGGUGUUGGUCCGGCAACCAUCGAUGCUUGUGCGAAAGCGGGAGCAAAUAUGAUCGUCUCCGGGACAGCAAUCAUACGAGCAGAUGACCAAGCCGCCGUUAUUCGUCAGUUGAAACAUUCCGUUAACAGUGCGAUUAGGAAUUAGGUGUAAAUUAUUGGUUUUAGAUGACAGUUUAUUACAAGAAAUGAGAUAUUAUAUAUGCUUGAGAAAAGCGGGAUUUUUGAAUU
Molecule: messenger RNA, 904 nt
Organism: Wyeomyia smithii (pitcher-plant mosquito)
Lineage: Eukaryota; Metazoa; Arthropoda; Insecta; Diptera; Culicidae
Gene: Rpe
Product: ribulose-phosphate 3-epimerase
Exons: 2
Coding region: 147-821 (224 amino acids)
Biological process (GO): pentose-phosphate shunt, non-oxidative branch; carbohydrate metabolic process; pentose-phosphate shunt
Cellular component (GO): cytosol
Molecular function (GO): D-ribulose-phosphate 3-epimerase activity; metal ion binding
Source: RefSeq, a predicted model, not a curated record